AAGAUGCCACUGGUAAACAGGGAAAUAAAGGGAAGUAGGACUACCAUCAUCUCUCUUGGCAACAGGGGCCAUGCUACUGCACCGUGUGUGUGUGAUAUUGGCAUUCUUCGGUUUAUGCCUGACUUUCUACACACCACAAUGUGAAGGAGGAAACAUUUUGGUGUACCCCGUAGAUGGCAGCCACUGGAUCAAUAUGAAGAUUCUGCUAGAAGAACUUCAUGCCAGGGGACACAACUUGACUGUGAUCAGAGCCUCUACCAGCUGGUACAUCCCAGAAAAGUCUCCUCUCUACACUUCCAUUACUUAUGAAAUGGGUAAAGAUGUAGAGAACUUUUUUGAUGUGUACUUUGAGAAGCAUAUGAAGAUACAGAGAGAAGGCGCUUCACUGCUGACAUUCCUCAAGCUCACCACGGCUUUCCUUUCUAUGCUUUAUCAGGGCCAUGCACUCUGGGUUGAUGCUAUAAUUCAAAUCUUUGAAAAUCAGAAUUUGCUCAGAAGCAUAACUGAUUCUCAGUAUGAUCUGGUUCUCACUGAUCCAGGAAUAGGACCAGGGGUUGUAUUAGCCAAAUAUCUCAAGCUGCCCUUGGUGCUCAAUGUGCGAUGGAUCACCAGUGGAGAUGGCCACUUUGUGUUGGCCCCCUCACCACUCUCUUAUAUUCCUGUGCCAGGAUCUGGGUUAACAGACAAAAUGGAUUUCAUCCAGAGGGUCAAAAACAUGCUUUUCCAUGGAAUCAUAUUGUUCCAGGAAAAAAUCGUGCUGGGGCCUAUUUAUAAUUCUCUCUGUGAUAAAUAUAUUGGAGGUGGACAUGAUAUUGUCUCACUGCUUCAGGAAGCAGAUAUUUGGCUGUUCAGGUCAGAUUUUGUGUUUGAUUUCCCCCGACCCACGAUGCCAAAUGUCGUCUACAUUGGAGGGUUCCAGUGCAAACCAGCCCAGCCUCUACCAGCAGACUUUGAGAAGUUUGUUCAGAGUGCUGGGGAGCAUGGAGUGAUCAUCAUGUCUCUAGGAACUAUGGUUAACGCCCUGCUCAAAGAGGUUGCUGAUGAAAUUGCCAGUGUCUUUGCCAAGAUGCCCCAGAAGGUGAUAUGGAGACAUAAAGGGGAGCCCCCUUCUACAGUGGGCAACAACACUCUUAUAGUAGACUGGAUGCCACAGAAGGAUCUCCUGGGUCACCCACAGAUCAAAGUCUUUGUCGCUCAUGGAGGAACCAAUGGAGUCCAGGAGGCCAUUUACCAUGGGGUGCCAGUACUCGGCAUUCCCUUGUUCUUUGAUCAGUAUGACAACCUUCUACGUCUGCAAGAAAGAGGGGCUGCAAAGAUCAUUCAGCUAGCUGAUGUUAAUGGCCACACUUUUGAGGAAGGUAUUAAGGAGAUUCUCUAUAAGGACAGUUACAGGCAGAACAUACAAAGGCUGUCGCGUUUGCACAAGGAUCAACCUAUAAGCCCUAUGGAUCGGGCUAUAUUCUGGGUAGAGUAUGUGAUGCGCCACAAAGGAGCCCCUCACCUUCGUACAGGGGCUUAUAAGAUGCCCUGGUACUCAUACCACAGUUUAGAUGUUCUUCUUGUAUUGUUGGCUGCAGUGACUAUGCUCCUUUUCUCUGUUUUUGCUGUCUGUAGAUUUAUAUGCUGCAGAAGAGCAAAAAAGUCUAAAACUAAACAACACUGAUUGUUGAUGAAUUUAUUUGAGAAAUAUGUAAUUUUGAGUUCCCACCCAUUUUAUAUUCAGAUAAAUAAAGAAAUUGUCUCUGAUUUUAAAAACACUGAGAAGUGAAGUGUUUAACAUGCCAUUAAAAAAGCGACUGUCAAAGAAUGAAUUAUAUCAAGUUCUGUUAAUAAGAGAAGCAGCAGUUGAACAUAAUUGUGUAUUAAGUAACAUUAGGUUAAUAUUUGCAUCUAAAGCUACAGGCCAACAUUCAAAGGCUGUCAAGGUUGCAUGAAAAUCAACCAUCAACUCCCAUUGGUCAGGCCCUGUUCUGGGUAGAGGUUGUGAUGAGCCACCAUGGUGCUCUUCACUUAUGUACAGAGGCUUACAAGAUGUUCUGAUACUCAUAUUAUUGUUUAGGUAUUUUUUUUUUGUAAUGUUGACUGUAGUGACUCUGCUGCCAUGGUCUGCGUUGGCUACUUUUAGGUUCCAGUGCUGCAAAAGAAGAAGACAAAAAUCAAACAGAAAUGGCAGCUUGUUUGGACUGUUUUUAUUCCUAUUGGCAUAGAUUUUAGAUUCAAGGUGCUGCAAAUGUUUCUUGGGUCUAUGCUGUUAUAAUGACAUUACUUUGUUCAUGCAAAUUUGUUUGCAACACUAUGAUGGGAAUCACCGGUUUUACAAUAUGCUUUACAAAGACUUAAAUUAAACUUACUGUCAUCUCAAAGAAAUUAGUUUGAGGUGAUAUAUGACAGUUUUAUAAUAUGAUACAUUA
This is a messenger RNA of Melanotaenia boesemani (Boeseman's rainbowfish), 2411 nucleotides long. RefSeq names its product UDP-glucuronosyltransferase 1A5-like. The transcript is spliced from 5 exons. Bases 71 to 1663 code for a protein of 530 amino acids. Lineage: Eukaryota; Metazoa; Chordata; Actinopteri; Atheriniformes; Melanotaeniidae. Gene Ontology annotation, molecular function: UDP-glycosyltransferase activity. The record is from RefSeq and is a predicted model, not a curated record.